UGGUGUUGUCGGGUUUGUGGUUUCAAACCAACGUAAUAUGGCCGUCAAAAGUAGCAGUUCUGCUACAUCAUUGAGGCAAAUAAUUUAGCCAAAAAUACCGUAAAGUGUUUACACCACAGCAGUGAUAAUUGCGAAUUUAGUGAAUUUGGACCUAUCGGUGUAAAAAAUCCGGCCGAGGAUGAAGAUAACAGUGCGAAAUCUCUAUCAAAAAAAUUUCAUUAUUCACAUUGAGCCGUCUAAAACGGUCAAAGACUUAAAACAACAAAUCGAAGCCGAAAAGGGCAAAGAUUACCGAUGGGACUACCAGAGACUAAUCUACAGAGGCAAAAUCCUAAAAGAUGAGGCACCACUAUCGGAAUACAACAUCGACGAGGACAAAUUUAUCGUAAUUAUGGUCUCAAAACCCGACUCUGGCACCACCGAAGUGGCCAACAGUGGCGACAACUCCGCCACUCAACCCAGCGCGACACCUGCGGCAGCCCCCGCCCCGGCGGCCCCCGCAGCCCCAGCCCCCGUGGCCCCGGCCUCUAAUCUGAGCAGCGAAGCGGAAUCGGCCCUCCUCAUGGGCGAGGAGUACGAAAACAUGGUCCAGAACAUCGUCGACAUGGGCUACCCCCGCGACCAAGUGGAGCAAGCCCUGCGCGCCAGCUACAACAACCCCGACCGGGCAGUGGAGUACCUCAUCAACGGCAUCCCGGCCAUGGGCGAGGACCAGGAGGCGGCCCCCAGCAUGUCGGGCAUCGACGAACGGCAAUCCGACGCCAGUGACCCCCUUGCCUUCCUGCGCAGCCAACCGCAGUUCCAGCAAAUGAAACAGGUUGUCCAACAAAAUCCGCAGCUUUUGAACGCCGUUUUGCAACAAUUGGGACAGACGAAUCCCGCACUCUUGAAUUUGAUUUCACAAAAUCAGGAAUCUUUCGUCAGACUGCUCAACGAACCGUCGGCGGGGGCAGCCCCCGCCGCCACGGGCAAUGCGCCCCCAGCCCCCGUUGUCGCGCAAGGAGGCGGUGGUACUCCGCCCCAGGGAACGACGAUUCAGUUCACCCCACAAGACAAAGACGCUAUUGAGAGAUUGAAGGCUUUGGGUUUUCCCGAACAUCUAGUAGUCCAGGCGUACUUCGCGUGUGAAAAAAAUGAAAAUCUUGCGGCGAAUUUUCUCCUGUCGCAGAAUUUCGAUGACUAACACGCUUUUUUUUUCAAGUUAUGUUUCGCCUAAUUUUGUCAUUAUUUUUAAAAAUUGUACUUUCUAAAUAAACGAUGUGUUUAUUGUACGUAUUUCGCUUGUAAAUAGGCUGUUGGUAUAAAAAAACAAGUUUUUUUGGAUUAUUUUGUAAUAUACUUGGCAGUAAUGGAAUUGAUUUAUUUAUUCUGAUUCGCAUUUUUUACAAGCUUAUCUCAUGUAAUAAUUAGAAGUACGAUAAUUAAUAAAAAAAACAGUGCAAUGUUU
Molecule: messenger RNA, 1447 nt
Organism: Tribolium castaneum (red flour beetle)
Lineage: Eukaryota; Metazoa; Arthropoda; Insecta; Coleoptera; Tenebrionidae
Gene: Rad23
Product: Rad23
Exons: 5
Coding region: 179-1183 (334 amino acids)
Biological process (GO): nucleotide-excision repair; proteasome-mediated ubiquitin-dependent protein catabolic process
Cellular component (GO): cytosol; nucleoplasm
Molecular function (GO): proteasome binding; damaged DNA binding; polyubiquitin modification-dependent protein binding
Source: RefSeq, a predicted model, not a curated record